CUUCUUCUUCAUCAAGAAAAACAUAAACAAACUUUAGGCUCCCCGAAGCCAAUGCAAGAACAGGAAGCGAUGACCAGGAAGCGUGGCAGAACCCGAAACAGGAGCAAACAGCGUAAUCGUCGUCGUGGCUGCCGACAGAGACGGGAGGGAAAGCCACCGCAGCAGCAGCUACAGAGACCACCACAGCCAACAGCCCGGGAGCAAUGGGCAAGGGGAGCCGAGAUGUGCAUCCAGACAAGUCGCAGUCUCUUUGAAUGGCACCACAAUCAGGUCAUGAGCCUCUGCCAAGGCUUGAGGCAGCAGGAAGCCACCCUGGGAACACAGCACUGCCUGGACUAUGUGUAUGAGAGUUCCUCGGAAGAGGAUGAGCAGGAGGAGGAGCUGGAACAGGACCCGGAGCCCAUUGACGAGGGUUAUUUAAAGUUCUUGGAGGUCACUAUCAAGCACCAGGAAGAACUACGUCGAAGGAGAGCAGACACUACCACCGCCGGUUCAGAUGAACUUAGUGAUAAGAACUAGAAUACUAAAAUAUAUUUUUGGACAAAGAAUUGUAUGAUUAAGACAUAUUUUUAAGUACAAGACAUUCAAAAUUUGAAAAUAUAUAUUUUUUAUUAAAUAUUGAGCAUA
This is a messenger RNA of Drosophila kikkawai, 627 nucleotides long. RefSeq lists its product as uncharacterized. NCBI's taxonomy places the organism in Eukaryota, Metazoa, Arthropoda, Insecta, Diptera, Drosophilidae. The record is from RefSeq and is a predicted model, not a curated record.